This is a messenger RNA of Wyeomyia smithii (pitcher-plant mosquito), 1365 nucleotides long. RefSeq lists its product as uncharacterized. The record is from RefSeq and is a predicted model, not a curated record. The transcript has a single exon. Bases 1 to 1365 code for a protein of 454 amino acids. Lineage: Eukaryota; Metazoa; Arthropoda; Insecta; Diptera; Culicidae.
AUGACGGCGCCGUCCUAUGAACUUUCAAAGUUCGUAGGAAGAAUUAUUCAAAAUUCCAUGGAUAGUGCAUACAACAUAAAAGAUUCCUUCGAGUUUUGCGAUUUCAUCAACACUGUCACGUUACCUGUUGGAUAUUCGUUGAUUUCAUUGGAUGUGGUUUCAUUGUUCACAUGCAUUCCAAAGGAACUAGUAUGCCAUGACGUAAUUUGUUACUGGGACAAAAUAAGACCAAACGCUAAGAACAUUUGCUUGGACCUGUUUCUGGAGCUGGUUGAAUUUUGCAUCGACGCUAGUUUCUUAAAAUUUGAUGGACGGUACCACCAACAGGUCUUCGGAACAGCUAUGGGCAACCCUUUAUCGCCAAUUGUAGCGGAGCUUGUCACAAAGGUAUUGCUUGAUUGCGUACUCAAACAGCUUAAAAUCAAAGUGCCGUUCAUCAAAAAAUAUGUCGACGAUUUAGUCACUGCCAUUCCACUCGAUCAGCUUGACUACGUGCUCAAGAUUUUUAAUAGCUUCAACCCUAACAUCCAGUUUACCUGUGAAACAGAGAAAAACAACCGGUUACCUUUCCUUGACAUGCUACUUGUCAGACACGAUGAUCAACAUAUAUCGACGGAAUGGUACCAAAAACCGAUUGCAAGUGGCCGUUUUCUAAACUAUUUUUCGGCGCAUCCACCUCACCAAAAAAUAAACAUGGCCAUCAAUUUUAUUAGUAGAGUGAACAGGUUGUCCACCGGCUUAUCGGAGUCUGCAAAAGUCAACAUAAUGGACCAACAUUUGAAGCUGAACGACUACCCUAAGACACUGCGACAUCGCCUGAUCAACCAGAGAAACUGUAGGAGUACCGAGCAACAUAGUUCCAACCAAUCGCCGAGUGAACACCUGGAAUACACUUACCGGUCAAUAGCAUACAUUCCGUAUCUCACCGAUAAGAUCAGUAAGUUCCUGAAAAACGAUUACAAAACAGUUGAGUUAGCCACACGAAAGACAAACAUGGCCAAACAAUAUUAUACACAAACAAAAGAUAAAAUAGCAAAAGACGACCACACCAAUGUUAUUUAUAGUAUUUCAUACAACGACUGCAGUUCACAAUAUAUUGGCAUGACUACAAAUAAGUUAAAAACACGAAUUAGCGGACACAGAUCGAACUUGAAUGCGCUGCAGAAACUUGUUGACAACGGCACCGACAUAGAAGAUCCACAAUCCGCAACACUAAGUGAAAAGACAGCACUCUUGCACCACUGUAUUAGAACCCAACACACAUUUGAUCUUAACAAUGUUAAAAUACUCAACCAACACAGAAAACACAACAGCACUACCGAUUUUGGAAAUAUGCCACAUAGCAACGAACAACAAUACAGUUAA